UCCUCAAUUUAGUAAUCAGUCAAUAUCUGUUGUUCGCGAUGGCAUCCAAUAAUACUAAAUUUCACGGGCUACUUCAGCGGCCGUACGAGCCCAUGUUCCUACCCAAAUCCAACGGGCAAGUCUAUUUCGAUCUUCCCGACAGCUAUUUGACCGAUCGUUACCGCCCAAUUGGACAAUCGCUUCAGAGUCGUUUUGGUGCCAACGUGCAAACUCGGAUCCCGGUGCAGAACAUUUCCGCUCCAGAUAUUAGUUUUGCCCAAACGAUUCCCCGUCGAGGGGGAUUUUCCGUGUUCAAUCAAAGUCACCGUCAAGCUGCCGGAAGAUUGAUCGAAUUGUUCCAAAAUCAAAGUGAUGCCGAUACACUGUGUGCAGUGGCAGCCUUUUGCAGAGAUAGACUGAAUGGACCGCUUUUUCAGUAUGCCUUAUCAGUGGCCUUGCAGCACCGCUCGGAUACCGCCAACGUACCGGUGCCAAGUUUUCUUGAACUGUUUCCGGACAGGUUUGUCGAGGCGUCAACUUUUCCGCAGUUGCAAGAGGAAGGAAGAAUCGUUAACCAGGGCGACAGGAUGGCCAUCGAUAUUCCGAUGAAUUUUACCGCAUCCGACCGAGAACUAGAACAGAGAAUGGCUUAUUGGCGCGAAGACAUCGGUGUUAACCUGCACCAUUGGCACUGGCACUUGGUGUACCCUGCCGAAGGACCGGACAACGUCGUCCGUAAGGAUCGUAGAGGCGAACUUUUCUAUUACAUGCAUCAACAAACGGUAGCGCGGUAUAACAUGGAGCGAUUUUGUAACGGUUUACGCAGAGUUCGACCCUUCACUAAUCUUCGAGAACCCAUUCCGGAAGCGUAUUACCCGAAAAUUACCCAGAGCUCUAUUAACCGUUCUUAUCCCGGUCGUGGACGGAACCAACUGUUAACUGAUUUGAACCGUGUUGAAGAUCAAGUGAUCGUAUCGAUCGCUGACAUGGAACUGUGGACUAGCAGAAUAUUUGAAGCAAUCGAUGCAGGUUCUGCUACUGCAACCGAUGGCCGAAAAAUUCCACUCGAUAACAAAGAAGGAAUCGAUGUUCUAGGAAAUAUGGUGGAAAAUUCAACCCUUUCACCCAAUGUCAACUACUACGGAAGACUGCACAAUGAAGGUCACAACAUGCUUGCCUACAUACACGAUCCAGACAACUCGUUUUUGGAAGGCUUCGGUGUAAUUGGAGACAACACAACGGCUAUGCGUGACCCCGUCUUCUAUCGCUGGCAUCAGCAUAUUGAUGAUGUCUUCCAACGCCACAAGCGUCGCUUCAAGCCAUACAGCAAAGAUGAUCUGUCAUAUUCGGAUAUUGAAGUUGAUUCCUUCAACGUUCAACUCAAUCGUGCAGGAGCAAAGAACAACAUUUUACUCACGUUCUGGCAGAGAUCUCAAGUAGAUCUUGGUACAGGACUUGAUUUUGGACCAGAAGGAAACGUGUUUGCCACAUUUACUCACAUUCAGCAUGCACCUUUUACGUAUAGAAUUCAGAUAAAGAACGAUAGUGAAGCUACCAAACGUGGCACAGUUAGACUUUUCCUGGGUCCUAAGAAUGACGAGACUGGAAAAAAUAUUCCUUUCAUUGACCAACGUCGUUGGAUGAUUGAAUUGGAUACCUUUACCGUAAAUUUGAACCCAGGGGAAAACAACAUUGUGCGUCGAUCGGAUCAAUCAAGUGUCACCAUUCCGUAUGAGCGUACGUUCCGCAACGUUACCAUGUCCACUCAGCCGAACAGCGAUCAAUUUAGGUUCUGUAACUGCGGCUGGCCUUCGCAUAUGUUGCUACCGAAGGGAACUCCACAAGGACAGCAGUAUGAUCUGUUCGUCAUGGUGUCAAACUACAACAAUGAUACGGUGAACCAGGAGUAUAACGAAAAUACACCAUGUGAUGACUCUCACUCUUUCUGUGGCCUACGCGACCGGCUCUAUCCCGAUGCACGCAACAUGGGCUUCCCGUUCGACCGUGUAACUUCAUCUAACGUGAACAGUUUGAAGGACUUUGUCAAACCUUAUAAGAACAUGGCUACCACACCGAUCCAAAUUCGGUUCACCAAUACCGUAAUUGCCAGAUCUUGAAAGGGAUUUCUUUCCUAUUCUACGCUGAGACAUUUACGCGCAGUUGAUUGGUUCAGAAUAAUUUAUAACGCAUAUUGGAAUACUCGUUUGGAAUAUAUAAAUAAACUAUUAAUUGGCAAACAAA
Molecule: messenger RNA, 2220 nt
Organism: Ochlerotatus camptorhynchus
Lineage: Eukaryota; Metazoa; Arthropoda; Insecta; Diptera; Culicidae
Product: phenoloxidase 8-like
Exons: 7
Coding region: 39-2096 (685 amino acids)
Molecular function (GO): oxidoreductase activity
Source: RefSeq, a predicted model, not a curated record